AGUGAGGCUGCGGAGCCGCUCUGUGACCGUCAGACCAGGAGUUGCUCUGGAAGACGCUGCGCCGGACAGGUCUCGGAUGUUAUCCUUUCUUCGAAGCCACAGAAGACAACACCCCAUCUAGUCAGAUGCAACUGUGAUCCUGGCCCCACUUGGUUUACAUUAAUCUUCUAAAAAUCCUGACACCAACCCUGUGAGAUUUAGAGAGAGGGCAGCUUGUGUCAUCUUCUCAAGUCCUAGACCAACUGACCAGCCAGAAGGAGAGACCCCAUCCCUCGCCCACCCUCCCCUGCUGCUAGCUAGCUCUAGCAUGGCAGACAGUCGACAGCCAGAAGACGGUGCCCCCCAGUGGGACCCAUCAAGAGGACAGGAGCCUGCUGGCACUCACGGAGCCAAUGGCUACUCUUCCUCAGCGUACAGGACCUGCCAGGCUGGUGGCGCCCACUUGGCCACAUCCUCCUACUCAGCCAGAGAGAAUGGCUUCAAUGGGGAGCUCACUGGUGCCAACGCAAUAACUGCCGAACAAGUGUCAGCACGGAUUGUGCAAGAAGUGACGGCUGAAGCUGUGGCAGUACUGAAGGGAGAACAGGAGACUCAAAGGCUGCCAUCAGUUGAAGACACCACCAAUUUGCCUCCCUCUCCUCCCCCCUCACCUGCUGCAGAACCCUUUGGCCCUCUGGAGCAAGAUGUAGGGGAUGAGGAGGAGGCGGGCCCUCUCCGCCGCUUCCAAAAUUCUCGGGAGAGGUGCAAGUUCCUCGCCCCCUCCAUCUCAGUUUCCGUGCCCGAGGACGACCCCUACCACUCCGACGAGGAGUACUAUGAGCACCCAUUGUUCAGCCCAGAGUGGACGCACUCGGGCUCUCGCCCCACAGGGCAGGCUGUGGCCUUUAGACAGAUUGAAGAAGAGACCAUGGAGGCUCUUACAGCUGAAUACGAGGAGGAGGUUGAAGAGGAGGAGGAGGAGGAGGAGGAGAGUGCAGAGGCAGCAGAGUCCGAAGCAGCUCUUGAUGAGCAGCAAUGGAGUGGGGACGAGCCUGAGCUGGACAGCCCCCAAGCUGAGCCCUUAGAGCAGGCAGAGGCCAUAGACGAGGCUCUAGACCUGGAGCCGUCCGAAGCAAUUAGUGCUCCCACAGAAAGCUCUAUGGACAGAGAGGAGGAGGAAGCAGAGGGUGAGGAGAGCCCUGAGACAGCUUUGAAGAUGGACUCAGACAAGCAGGACAGUGGGUCCAUGAGCCCAGACAGCAUUGGAUCAGAGAAACGCCCGGAGGAGUUUUUUGAGCCCCAGGUCCAAGGAUUUUUUGCUGGGGAACGAGUUGUACCAGAGAGCCCCACAAUGGAUAUGCCGUCCUUCGUACCUCAAGACCAAGCCAAAGAAUCUGCCAAACCGCUCACACUUCAGCCUACAUAUGGUGAGCCAAUCACAGUGUCAGAGAAGCAGCCGUCAGUGGAGGUGGUGGAGUUCAGCAGUAUUGGUGCGCCUUCUGAUUUCGGUUCAAUGGAAACUAAAGUUCAAGGAGAAGACUCAACAAGAGAUGCAAGAGACAGGUCUGGAAUGUCAGCAUAUUUUGAAACUUCAGCCACAGAGGCUGACAAGGUUUCACAAUGUAAGGGUGAGGGUUAUUACGAACUGAGCAGAGCUGGCGAAGAGAAGAGUGCAAUUGAUUCCAGGUCUCAGGAGAUAAGUUACAGCACACUAGCUGGAGCCCAGGAUCAAUCUGAAAGUAAAACAAGUACGGCAGAAGACACUGGAGUGUUUGCAGUUCCUGACAGGAAUAAUGAAUGCAGGCUUUCCCCAGGUAAACUGGCCUUGGAGCAGAGGAGUUACUCACUUAACAUCACCAUUGGAGCAAUGGAUCACAGUGGCCAAGGCAAACCCAGGCACUUCUCCCCACUGGCCACAGAUAUAAUGUCAUACACUAGUGGAAGUCUGGAUGAGUCGGCAGACUACCUCCCAGUUACUACACCCUCUGUGGAGAAGCCUCCAUCCUUCCCUCCCCUGAUCCUGGAGACUGCAGCCUCCAUCACUUCAGAUUCCUCAUCUCCUCCCAGGACCAGUGAACUAGAUUCAAAACCCAGCCAUGAACCAGAGUUGCCUGAAUCACCUCAGCUCCCCAAGAAUAAUGAUAAUAAUGGCACAGUGAUGACACAAGACUUGCCUGAGAUGCUGGACCUUGCCGGUACCCGUUCAAGACUUGCAUCAGAGAACACUGACCCAGAAAUAAUCAGGAGAAAGUCAAUUCAAGUGGAUGUCCCUGCCUUCACUGAUGACCCACUGGCUAGCCUUAUUUCAGGGGAACAAAGUCCUGGGGCCAGAAAAAGUGACAGCCAGCUUGAGGAGAUGGGUUAUUGUGUAUUCAGUGAAUAUUCAGGGCCCAUGCCAUCCCCUGCAGAUGUCUUUAGCCCUACAAACGCUUCUGCACAAGUCUUUACCCCCUCCGUUCUGGAGGAGAAGAUGGCUGAGCAGGCAAGGAAGCUUGCAGUCAGAGACACGUCUUUGGAGGAAAAGACUCAGCAAAUAGCAGCUGCUGAGGUCACUGAAGAGAAAGAUCAGAAGCAGGUAGAAAGAGAGGUUUCCACCGAAGAAAAAGACAAGGAGAUUGCAGAUGGUCAGUUGACUAAAUCUGUAAUUGAGCAGGAGAAACUGCCAAGUGAGUCUUUUGUGACCCCAACGGUCACAGUGACUCUAGAAGAAGGUGGGAGGUCAGUGAGUGAGACUGAACGACAGGCCAGUGGAGAAGGCUCAGCAUCAGAAACCGAGAUUGCUGACUAUGAGAGGCAGAUCCGCAAAUUGGAGAUGGAGGACAGACCUCUCAGCGUGGAGGAGGAAAGGGAACUACAGGAGCUCCGGGAGAAAGUGAAGCUGGUCCACCAGGAGGCCUAUGAGGAAGUGGAUGCUGAAGAUGUGUACCAGUUGACCGGCGUGGCCAAGGACCGAAUUGCCAGACCUGUCAAAACUUCACCUGCGUCAUCUGUAGAGAGCAAUAUUGAUGAUGACAAGCUGCUCUCCCCUGUGCUCUCACCCUCUAAGCUCAAACAACGAGAGGUUUAUGGCUCCCCUAAAAGAUCUGCGUCGCCAGUAACCAAAGAGGAGAAGGGAAAUGAGGAAUUAGAGAGAAAAGUAAAAGAAGAGCAUGAUAGGGAAGAAGCUGAAAAGAAAAUGAAAGAAGAGGCAGAAAAGAGAGCGAAAGAGGAGAGGGAAAAGAGAGAGAAAGAAGAAAGGGAGAAAGAAGAGGCAGAGCUGAUAUUGAGGGAAGAAAAAGAAAGGAAGGAGAAAGAACAAAAAGAGCUGGAGAAAUUACAAGAAGAAAAAGAAAGAAUAGAGAAAGAAUUGAGGGAAAAGGAAGAGAAAGAAAAAAUAGAGAGGGAACUAAAAGAGAAGGAGGAGAAAGAGAAGAUGGAACUGAAAGUAAAGGAAGAGAGGGAGAAAGCAGAAGAGAUGGACAAAAAGGUUGUGGACAAACCCGUGGAGAAAGAAACACAACCAGAUGAAAAAGCACAUGUGGAGGAAGAGGGAGGAGAGGAAGACAUGUUGGAGAAACCAGGGGCAGCAGCUGAAGUAGCAGUCACGAAGGAGAUCACUGAGACUUGUGCUGCCAUUGAAUCAGUGGUGACAGUUGAAGACGACUUCAUCACUGUGGUCCAGACCAUUGAUGAAGCAGAAGAGCCGGGACACAGCGUUCGUUUCUCGGCUCCACCUGAGGCCGAAGCCCUUUGUGUCGCUGCCCAGAAAGAACAAGAGGAGGAGGAGGAGGAGGAGGAGGAAGAGGAGGAAUCUGUGGAGUUGGCCCAGGAAGCCGAUAUGGAGGCUGCCAGUUUAGAGGAGGUGGCUGACGUUCCAGAGACCCCUGCCUCCCUCGAGAAGGAAGCAGAAACCAUAGAGACAGAAGGAAAGACAGAAAGCUAUGACAGAGAUGAGACCACAAUGGACGACUCCAUCCUGGACAGCUCCUGGGUUGACGCUCAAGAUGAUGAUAUGAGUAUGGCAACAGAGCAGAUCGAGUCUUUGCCCAAGGUGCACAGCCCAGUUGAAAAGCCCGGUAUGGUCCCAAGCAAACACUCACAACAGAAGAAGCAAGAGAAACAGGAGAAGCCAUUCAAACCAAAGGCCAAAGGAGGGCGCCAUAGAGGUCGAAUCUCCACACCAGAACGCAAACCUGUCCGCAAGGAACCUGUCUACAUCCCCAGAGAGGACGUCAAGAAGAAAAAAGCUGUGAUAAGGAAGGCUGAGCUGACCAAAAAAAUUGAGACUUACAUCCAAUCUCCUUCCAAGAGGACUGUGAUAAAAGCAGCAGUCCGCGAGACCCGCCCCACCCACCACUCCUGCCCCAGAAGGAGACACACAGAGGCCCUGCCAGACAGUCGUCAGCCUCUCAGUGUUGCAAGACAGUCUCGUGACAGAGCACCAGAUGGUGGAUCACGGAGCCCAGACAAGAAGUCUCUGCCCCGGCACACCUCCAUUCUGAGUCGCCGUGGGUACCACGACCAAGAGGAGAGUUCCACCUCCAUCACCAGCUCCGGCUCAACAGCUCCCCGCAGACCCACAUCGUUCCGCACUGAGAUGAGGGCAGAGCACAGGACAGGGCGAGCCCCAAGUAUGACAGUCACAGAAUCAAUACGCUCGCGUUCAGCUCGCAGUGGUCACUCUACCCCACGCACUCCUGGGUCCACAGCCAUCACCCCAGGGACCCCUCCCAGCUACUCGUCGUCAUCGAGGACCCCUGGAACCCCUCGUUCCCUCAGCUUGAUUUCCCAGGAGAGGAAGGUGGCAGUAGUCCGCACCCCACCCAAGUCACCCGCAACCACACCCAAGCAGCUUCGCAUCAUCAACCAGCCACUGCCUGACUUCAAGAACAUCAAGUCCAAGAUCGGCUCCACAGAGAAUAUCAAGUACCAGCCCAAAGGAGGACAGGUUCUCAUCCCCAGUGUUAAGCUGGACUAUAGCCAUGUUCAGUCUAGGUGUGGGUCCUUGGACAGGCGGGGCUACUCAGCAGGAGGUGGAAAUGUGCAGAUACAGUAUAAGAAGAUUGACUUGAGCCAUGUGACCUCCAAGUGUGGCUCUCUUGACAACAUCCAUCAUCGACCUGGGGGCGGUAACGUGCGUAUAGAGACUGUGAAGUUGGACUUUAAAGACAAGGCCCAAGCCAAGGUGGGUUCCCUGGAUAAUGCUCACCACAUGCCUGGUGGAGGCAGCAUCACGCCAGCGAGGGUGAAAAUAAAGAUUGAGAGCCACAGGCUGGCGUUCCGCGACCAGGCCAAGGCCCGGGUCGACCACGGAGCCGAGAUCAUUACCCAGUCACCGGGCCGGUCCGGCUCGGUGUCCCCCCAGCGCCACCGGGACAGCCAGCUGUCCUCCUCUGGCAGCCUCAACAUGACGGAGUCGCCACAAUUAGCGACCCUCGCUGAGGACGUCACCGCAGCUCUGGCGAAGCAGGGUUUGUGAACACUGGACCCCGGACGUCCUCGCCAUGAUCCACUGAAACUUUUUCUGCCCACUCCUGCCACCCUGAGGCCAACCUCAGCUAAACCAUGAACAUCUCCGCCUCCAAUAUCCAUGUCUCAACUCUGAGUAGAAACACAAAUUAGGAGCUACUGUACUUUGGUCCUCUUUAUUUUUCAUCUCUUUAAAGAGAUGUGUGUUAUUUCUGAUUAAUUUUGUUGGCCUCCCACUCUUUGGAUGAUGUUGCAUAGAAUAGUUCAGAUUGAGCGCUGGUCCUAGAUUAGAUUGAGGAUCAGAUAUUGACUUUAACUGUCCUGGAUCAGUAUUUUUGAAGAAGCUACAGCCUUGCCAGCACACCAUGCAGCACGUGUUGUUCCUGCUCAGUAACUGUGCAUGGACUCCAAAACCCCCUAACAAACCAAGCAUCCUUACUGCGAGUCACUCUUGUCAUCCAAUAUAUAAUAUAUUCAACAAAUAUAUAUAGAAACAUGUAUAAAAAAUACAAGUCUUUGCCAUCUAAAUGUCCAUGAAACAUUUUAAAAGGAAGCGACACUAUGGCUAUAAAAUAUACCUGUAAAAUUGCAUAAUUGCAAGAACUAGGUCUAUGUUAUGACAAGCAUGUAUUGAUUCAAAUAUUAAAAGAGGCUAUUUUGUAAUUUAAAAGAAGGAAUUUUAGUAAGUUAUUUCCUCAGUUAUUGGAUAAAACUGAAACAAGUUCAUGUUUUGUAGUUAUUAGUUGUUUACAGUGUAACGCUUGGUGACAGUGUCAGACAGCUGAUGUGGUGUUGCUAAGGAACGAGUCUCAGUCCUGUUGAAGAGCAUCAUACACUCGUACCUGCUCAGUAGUACAUUAUAGGAUCGUGUUUACACGUCGGAAUGAUUUUACACACCAGAGUUUGUCUAUAUGCCACCAUCCGGAAAAGGAAAUGGCAAAAGUGUGUUGUCUUUACGGAUGCAGGUAAUAAGCGUGUGUGUGUGUGCGUGCGUGUAUGUGAGCGUGUGUGUGUGCGCGCGUUCGAGCAUUCGGUGCAGAUCCCACGUUGUUUUACCACGGAUGCUACCGUAUGUGGAUGUUGAGUGGCAAUAUGUUGGAGAAGAAAUUGGAUUUCUUUUCUUUUCUGCUUUUUUUUUGAAAAAUCAAUAAUUAAAACAACAUUGGAUGAGGUAAAAUAAAUAAAAUGACAGAGGAAACUUCAGUUACAUCUGUUUUAAAAAAAAUUGUUUGGGUUAUGUAGUUUCUCUUUCAGACACCAUCUGUGGUAUAUCCUGCCUCCUGCCUAAUUACUGCCCUCACCCGCGACUUGUUUGUUUGCUUCUGUGUUUCUUCUGCAUCCCCCCAUCUCCGUGUGGCCCCUCCCCACCUCCUGCUCCACCAUACAGCAACUGUAAAUGUAUUUAAAAGGUCAAGUAGAUGUACGCAGUUUUUCUCUUGUUGAUAUGACACCAAUUACAAUAAUUAAUGACAAUAAAAAGGACAAAAACUGACGCUGGAGCUCUGUUUUCUUUUUCAGAUGAUUGAGUAUGAGUUUGUUUUUUUAUUAAAAGAUUGACUCACUCUAAAGGUCAUAGAGCCAAAAGCCUGUUAGCUUAGCUUAGCAUAAAUUGUGUAAACAGCUGGUUUCACUAUGUCCAAUGUUUACAAAAUCCCUCUACCAGCAUCUUUUGUUGUAACCUGUAUAAAAUUCUACAGUAUAAAAAUGAUACAUUUUGCAGGAAGGGAAUUGACUACAAGUUGUAUCUUCAUAUUUAAUUUCUAGACAUGAGAGUAGAAUCAAUCUUCUAAUUUAAUUCUGCAUGAAAACUAAAAUAACCUUGUUUUCUAAAACAUCUUAUCUAAGUGUUUAUGCUCAAAUUAAUCUUGUGAAGAAAUCAGUCAGAAAUUUCUGAGUGAAAUGGGAGUUUGUGAAAAUUUAUUGUGAAAUGGCAGAGGAAACAAUAAGUUAAGACUUAGGGAUGGGUCGGAUGAGGAGUGGAUUCAUUUUCGAUGGUGGCCAGUCCUGGGCCAAAUCAGUCACUUCACUGGCAGAUCGAGCGCCAGCCGGACAAUAAAAACCAGUGACGAUUCCCCCCAAAAAAAAAAAAAAAAAUCCCCAG
Paralichthys olivaceus (Japanese flounder) is the source of this 7528-nucleotide messenger RNA. Lineage: Eukaryota; Metazoa; Chordata; Actinopteri; Pleuronectiformes; Paralichthyidae. The record is from RefSeq and is a predicted model, not a curated record.